Molecule: messenger RNA, 1327 nt
Organism: Moneuplotes crassus
Lineage: Eukaryota; Ciliophora; Spirotrichea; Euplotida; Euplotidae
Source: the annotation of a GenBank genome assembly
UUGAUUCCAAUAAUUGUUAUAAGCCUUUAUAGUAGUUAUAAUGGAGCAUAGUCAAAACUGGAGCCAUGAUUUAGCAGAUAAAGAAGGUCCAGAAUCUCCAAAAAGCAUAAGAGAAUCUCCAAAGCCAGGUUUCCACCCCUCUUCUCCUACUCUCUCUGAGCACAACCUCAGCCUCUCCACUCAUCCAAUCCUACCCUCUUUGGCCCCUGAAGAUCCUCCAAUUGCUGCCUCCUGAACUAGUGUGUCUCAGUCACAAAUUGUGACUAGCUCUAGUAAGCCUACCACUUCACUUCUCUCAAAGACAGUUACUCCUGAAGUCAAGACAUCUCUGAGUCCAGAACUUGGAGCUAAUACAGAUCCUAACAAACUUUCAACAAGAAAUAAACUAAGAAAAUUGAGAAAAGAAGUGAAUACCCAGAAGUCGCUAAAUAAAGAGCUCAGAAACAGUCUUAGUUCGGUAAAAGGAUGAAACACCAAGCUCAAAUAAAGAAAAUAUCUUCCAGAAAUCUAAAAUAGAGAAACUUCGAGAAGAAGUUGAUAUGCAAAACAAGUCCAACCAAGCCCACAAAAGAGAGAAACUUAUACUUACCACCAAAAUAGAGAGCCUGGAAGACACCAUAGAUGGGCUUAAAGACACGAUAGCUGUAAUGGAGACUCGCUAUGAAGAGGAGCAUGGGCAUAAGAGGCUUGUAAUGCCGAAAGCCUUAGACUCAGAUCACAGACUUCAUGAAGCUGAGAAAAAGAUUAUGAUUCUUGAAAUAAGGCUCAAGCAUGCUAGAGAGGAGCAACAGCAAAAGGUUCGCAGAGCUGGAAACAAACUUUUACAAGAAAGAGCCAAUGCUCUUGAAGGAUAUUUUAAAGUAAUUAGAGAUAAAGGAGAAAUAAAAAAACUUGAAAGUAAACUAAGGGCUGCUAAACAGAAAAUCUCUAAAUCCAAGAGAAAUUAUAAACUCCUUCAGUUCAACUACAAAAAGCAAGUAAAAAUAAACAGUGAGUUAUCGAAGAUGCCUAAGAGUAUUCCAUGAACUACCCCCUCCCAAACCUCACUCAUUUGUCAAUCCACCAUGAAUAAACUGAAGUCCUUAUUAGAGUGUCCUGUAACACACUCUAAAAUGAGCUCCCCUUGCUCUUUACCAUCAGGUCAUACCAUCGCUAAAAGCAAGGUAGAAGAGCUGAUCAAAUCUGGUUCCUCAGACCCGUUCAGCGGAGAACAGUUGAGAGGUAAGCCUGUGCCUAAUAAGUUUGCCGAGAGAGUAUUUGAAGUUUUGGAGGAAAUGGAGAAUGAACUUUUAAGCUAAUUUUGAUUAUAAAUCCAUGGAAUUUUGCA